Zasmidium cellare ATCC 36951 is the source of this 426-nucleotide messenger RNA. RefSeq lists its product as uncharacterized. The record is from RefSeq and is a predicted model, not a curated record. The transcript has a single exon. Bases 1 to 426 code for a protein of 141 amino acids. Lineage: Eukaryota; Fungi; Ascomycota; Dothideomycetes; Mycosphaerellales; Mycosphaerellaceae.
AUGUUCUUGUUUCAACUUUUACGACCGAUGACAGAGGCAACACUUCCGACAGAGACAGCACCCGCAACGGGCGAAGACGACUAUGACCUUGAGACUCUCUUCCAGCCACCGAUCGACAUCUUCCAUCCACUCGGAGACGUCGUGCUUCACGUUGUCGAUGACAAGAACCUCGAAAGCCGAUUUCAGGUCAGCACUGAUAUGCUGGCUCAAGCAUGCCCAUUCUUCGAUAAGUUACUCAAUGGCGACUUUGCCGAAGGACAGAAGAAUGAUCGGAAUGGUUCUGAUAAGAGGGAGGUUCAAAUCAGAGAGAACCGAACGGUGGUACAGAUUCUGUGUUGUGUGAUUCACCACAAGAAGUUGGAAGACGAAAUGAAGCUUUCUCCGUCCGUGGUCCUGCAAUAUGCGAUUCUGGUCGACAAGUAUUAG